This is a messenger RNA of Diaporthe amygdali, 3534 nucleotides long. RefSeq lists its product as uncharacterized. The coding region runs from base 1 to 3534 and encodes 1177 amino acids. Gene Ontology annotation, molecular function: protein binding. NCBI's taxonomy places the organism in Eukaryota, Fungi, Ascomycota, Sordariomycetes, Diaporthales, Diaporthaceae. The record is from RefSeq and is a predicted model, not a curated record. The transcript is spliced from 2 exons.
AUGCCAAGGUCCACUGGCAUUCCCACCGCCCUUCGACCAUCACAAUCAAGAGACAAUCUGGCUGCAGCACCCGAGAUUAAGCCCUCCCGCUUGCGACCAGCUGCUUCUAGGGAACGCCUGGCACCCCCUGCCUCUGCCUCAGGAAUAAGCAACACCACCAACGAACCCUCGCCCACAGCAUCCAAGAACUCGCCCUUUGCGCGCAGCCUUCCAAGACCUCGUCCAACCUCGAGCCUCCCGACCUUCAGCCCCCAGCCCAAACUCCCAAAGGCCUCCAGCAACAGCAAUGGCAAUGGCUUGUCAAGAAUACCCCCGCCUCGAGAUCGCAUGGCAUCAUUGCCGGAAGAUGAGGGCUCACCUCGAGAAUCCCAAACCUCCAGGCUGCCCGGCCCGGGGCUGAGGAGGAAGUCGUCGGCGCAAUGGAUCUCUUCUUCACAAUCGGCAUCAGCUAGGCAAAGGAGUACUAGUGUUUCGACUUUGUCAAAUGGUUACGCGUCGAGCGACUCAUUCUCCCAGAACAGCCCUAUAGGCGAAGACAACGAUGGUGCGGGGGACGAAACAAUACGGGCAAAGACCUUGAAAGCACGACCAUCAUUGGCGGAACGGACGGUUCAAACUCUGUCACGGUUGCCCUCCACACCUUCACUAAGGGGAAGGGCUUCUAAUUCGAACUUCUUCGAGCUGGAACCACACAGGUCGGCGUCGAGGCCUGCUAGUCGCGGUUCUCGCCCUGGGUCGAGUCUGAGAAACGAAAACCCAUAUCCAGCCUCCUCGAAGCCUUCUCUGAGCAGGCCAGGAUCCAGUUCUGGCCCUCUUCAAGACUUGUCAAAUCCUUUCAACCCGCAGCUACCAUCCUUUGACAAUUCGCCGUCGCGUGGACGACGGAUUAGCAGCUUGCGGACGCCAUCUACAUCAGGCUUACGAGAACCUUCAAGAUCCAAAAUUGCAGGUUUACAACGGCCUCGUUCGACUACACCAAAUACAGAGGUGCCAAGCCUGGCCCCCGAAACGCCAGUGGAUAACUCCAAGACUUUGUCUACUCGUACAAUUCAGCCUAGGCCUUCUGUGAAUGGCCUCUUCAAGAAACCGGCCUUGCCAGCUGCCAAGAAGCCGGCAUCAAUAUCAUCAGCGCCUAACAAGGCGAAGACAGCAUCCCUAAAAUCCCCAGCAACCGUGUCGGAUCGAAGCACAAAUCUAUCUGCUGCCUCUUCCAACUCAACAAACACAACAAGUGUUGGAGGAGACUCGCCACCGCCGUUCAAAAAGUCUUCGGCAGCACUGCGCGAUCAAAUUGCCAGGGCGAAAGCAGCUAAGCGCUCUGCAGCAACUCAGAAAGCCCCAGUGGCAGACGAGCCGGGUCAGACAGCUACUUGGGGCGAGUCACCCGUAGUUCCCACAGAUGAUACGUUCGACUUUGGCUUGUCAGAUGACCCGUUCAACCUGAACCGUGAUGCCAACUCAACCUCGAAGAUUGUCAAGUCACGUGUGACAACUGCCAGGACAAGCGGGAGGCUUAAUAUUGCGGCCUUGAGCUUGAAAGAGAUCCCGAAAGAGGUACUGGACAUGUACAGCUUGGAGUCCAUUGGCAAGCACGACGGCAGCUGGGCGGAGAGCGUAGACUUGACGAGGUUUGUUGCAGCCGACAAUGAGUUGGAGAUGAUAGACGAGAGCGUAUUUCCAGACAUUGACCCUGAAGAACUGGCCGAAGACGAGGACGCUCAAGGCAGUAUUUUUGCUGGGCUUGAAACGCUUGAUUUGCACGGAAAUAUGCUGAUUGCGCUACCUGCUGGACUGCGGCGUCUCACUUUGCUGACGUCGCUGAAUCUGUCUUCCAACCGCCUUGCCAACAACUGUCUCGAGCCGAUUUCUCAGAUUAUAUCACUGCGAGACGUCAAGCUUGGCGGAAAUCUGUUUUGGGGCACACUUGAACCCUGCUUCGGUCAGCUCAUCAAUCUCGAGAUCCUCGACCUACAUGGGAACAGCCUGCAAUCCCUGCCGCCUAGAUUUACCGAGCUGCACCGUCUCCGCAUAUUGAACGUCAGCGAGAACAGCUUUGAGUCCUUGCCAUUCGACGUCCUGUCGAAAUUGCCCCUGACUGAGCUGAAUGCACGCAAGAACAAGCUGACGGGGACCCUGAUUGAUGAGAGCGUGGAGGUACUCCCAGCUUUGCAAAAUCUUGAUGUGUCUUCUAACCAGCUCACGAGUCUUGCUCGCCCCAAUGCAGUUCUUGCCAUGCCCGCGCUGACACACCUUUGUGUGUCGAUGAAUCGGCUGCAGGCAUUGCCAGACGUCACCUCCUGGUUUGAGCUCAUCAACUUGGCCGCUGAUGAGAACAACAUCAAAGCCUUCCCAGAUGGAUUUACAAGCCUGCAGAAGCUGAGAGGUGCGGAUUUCUCGAGCAACGAUAUUAGAACUGUCCCGGCCGAGAUUGCUCGCAUGACCAAUCUGAAUAUGCUGAGGUUGAGCGGAAAUCCCCUCAGAGACAAGAAGUUUGUAUCAGCCACCAUUGAGGAACUCAAGGAUGCGCUUGCAGCGCGGAUGGCACCGCCCCCGACAGCCUCUGAUGAUUAUGACGGCAGCAAUGGACCCAUUGCGGAGGCUCUGACGAGCAAUGAAGUUAGUCCCUUGGACAAUGCCUUUGACGACGCUCAUUCGUCAUCUUCUAACGCAGUCCGCAUCCACGGAGAGCACGACGAAGAAAGCAGGACCGACACCGAUGACUUUGCGACUCCGCCGACAUCUGUACCCACCUCCCCGAUACGAACGCGCUCCGCGCAGAGUUCUGCUCUCGUCUGGCCUGUGAGAGCUGGCGGGGUGCUGGAUAGGUCGAACACACAAUCAUCGUCUCUUCACCCUGUCGCCUGCUCCAAUUUGGCCAUGGAAAAUACUAUUCGCGAGAUACAGCUGCACCACAACCUUUUUACUGCCCUACCGGAAUCGCUCAGCUUUUUUGUCGAUUCACUGACUACUCUCUCACUGGCCCACAACCAACUUGUCGGCGAAAGCUAUCUCAAUGUAGGCGAGGGUCUCGAUCUGCCAUCUCUCAAGGAGCUCAAUCUGUCGUCAAACCACAUAACUGGCUUGACGCCCCUUGUCAAUCGACUACAAGCGCCCAGACUUGAGAAACUUGACGUCAGCAUUAACCGACUUGCGUCGUUGCCCUCCAGCAGCGACAAGGAGAAGGGCGGUAAACUCCUGCGGGACGUCUUUCCGAACCUGACGGUACUCCUCAUUGCGAACAAUCAUAUCGCGGAUCUGGACCCGGAGAGCAUCCGCGGCAUGAAAGUCGUAGACGCUUCGAACAACGACAUCGCGCAUCUGAACCCCCGGAUCGGACUGCUUGGUGGCGCUGGAGGUCUCGAGCAGCUGAUAGUCACUGGCAACCGCUUCAGGGUCCCCAGAUGGAACGUGCUCGAACGAGGUACAGAGGCGACGUUGAGAUUCUUGAGGGGCCGCGUUCCUGUGGCAGAUAUGGCCGCGUGGAGGGCCGAGAAGGGGAUUGUGGCAGAGGAGGAUGUUAGCGAUGUGGACUGA